AUGUUAGAACAUAAGUGCUUACAGUCAAGUAACAGUUCUAAAAAAGAUUUUACUGCUGGAGAAAUUCUUAGCCUUGUAUCAGUGGAUUGUCAACGAAUUCAAGAUUCAUUUGCGUUUUCCCAAUCUUUAUUGUCAAUCUGGUUCAUAGUGGCAAUUGGCAUUUAUGAACUUUGGGAGCCACUAGGUAUAUCAUUAUUUGGAUGUGUGGUUGCAAUUAUUGCUGCAGCAGUGGGAAAUGUUUUAUUUGGAAAAAUCCGACAGAAUUACUUUAAAGAUAUUUUGACGCUAAAAGGCAAAAGAGUAAAGCUAUUUGACGAGAUAGUGAAGGGGAUAAAGGUAAUCAAAAUGUAUGCUUGGGAACCAUUUUAUACUGAAAAAGUAUCAUCUAUUAGAACAAAAGAAAUAGGAAUUAUCAUCAAGCUGAUAAAAGUUGCAGCCGGAGAAGUUGUCAAUAAUACCCUUACUCCAUUCUUGGUAACUUUAAUAAAUACUAAAUUUGAAGAAAGGAAAUUAAUUGCUGUUGUCGGAAUAGUUGGAUCUGGAAAAUCUUCACUUAUAUCAAGCAUACUUGGGGAAAUGGAGAAAACAAAAGGAAAAGUACAAGUUGCGGGAUCUAUUGCCUAUGUAACACAGGAAGCAUGGAUACAAAAUAUGACAAUAAAAGAAAAUAUUUUGUAUGGGAAACAAUACGAUGAGAAAAUGUACAGCAGGAUAAUCGAUUCUUGUUGCUUAAAGCCAGACUUGAAAAGUCUACCAGCAGAUGACUUGACAGAAAUUGGAGAAAGGGGUAUCAAUUUAAGUGGUGGACAAAAACAGAGAGUGAAUGUAGCUAGAGCUGUUUAUGCAGAUGCCGAUAUCUAUCUGUUUGAUGACCCUUUGAGUGCUGUAGACGCGCAUGUCGGUAGAGAUUUGUUUCACAAUGUAAUAGGACCAAAUGGGCUUUUAAAGAAUAAGACGAGAAUAUUAGUAACUCAUGGUGUGCACUGGCUACCUCAUGUAGAUAGAAUUGUAGUUAUGGAUAAUGGCCAGAUAUCUGAGGAAGGAACAUUUGAUGAACUUGUGGCUCAUAACGGACCAUUUGCGCAAUUCCUUAAACAACAUCUGGCCACAGAAGAGCUAUCUGAUGAUGACGACGAACAAAGGUUGACUUUGUUUCUUUAUGGAAUGUUUCUCUUCGCCGGAUUCGCAAAUGCCUCAUCUAGUUUACACCAAAAAAUGUUACGCUGCAUAAUGCAUUGUCCAAUGUCAUUUUUUGAUACGACACCUGUCGGUAGAAUCAUCAAUAGAUUUUCUAGCGAUAUUGAUGUAAUCGACGAACGGUUUCGGCGCUAUUCGAACUUUUUUAUUGGAAUGCUGACAACAUUAUUGUCUAUCGUAAUUGUGAUCGUCAUCCAAACACCGUUAGCCUUAAUCGCUGUAGUCCCUGUGUCUGUGUUGUUCAUUCUUCUCAUCCGGUUUUAUCUUCCAACGGCCCGCCAGUUGAAGAGGAUAGAAGCAGUGACCAGGUCACCCAUAUUUAACUUCUUCAGUGAAACUAUUAAUGGAGCUAGUGUUAUCCGUGCAUACAAAUCUCAGAACAGAUUUGUUUAUAAACUUUAUAAAAGACUUGAUAUCAACUCUGGAUUCUAUUUUGCUGCUAAUACGGCAAUGGGAUGGGUAGGCGUUCGAAUACAGAGUUUUGGGAAUCUAGUUGUUUUCGCUGCGGCUUUAUUUGCUGUUUUGUCUGAAAACCUUAGUGGUGCUGAUGUAGGAUUAUCUCUGUCAUAUGCAAUGCAGAUAAUGAUGACAAUGAAUGCAGUUAUGCAGAUUCUUAGUUUUCUCCAAAUGGAUUUGAUCUCAAUAGAGAGAGUAGAUGAAUUUACCCACCUUGACCCAGAGGCAGACUGGAUAAAACCAGAAAGACCUCCAGAACAUUGGCCUGAUAUAGGAUGUAUACAGUUUGUCGAUUACAGUACAAGAUAUCGAGCUGGACUUGACCUCGUUUUAAAAGGAAUCUUCUUUGACAUCAAAGGUGGAGAAAAGAUUGGAAUUGUUGGGCGAACAGGUGCAGGAAAAUCGUCUUUAACUUUGUCGAUUUUCCGCCUUAUUGAGAAAUCAAGUGGAAACAUUAUUAUUGAUGGGAUGAAAAUAGACGGCAUUGGCCUUCAUGAUUUAAGGUCACAAAUUUCCAUUUUACCUCAGGAUCCUGUGAUAUUCUCAGAAUCACUUCGCGAAAAUUUAGAUCCAAAAAAUGAAUUUAGCGAUGAACAGAUAUGGAAAGCUCUGGCAUGUGCACAUCUUAAAGACUAUAUUGCAAAUCAAAAUCAAUGUUUGGAAACAGAACUCGGAGAAGGUGGUGGAAACCUUAGUGUAGGUCAAAGGCAGCUGCUUUGCUUGGCUAGAACACUUCUGCAUAAACGUAAGAUACUGAUCCUUGAUGAAGCUACAGCAGCGGUUGACAUGGAAACUGAUGCGUUGAUUCAACAAACGAUAAGAACACAGUUUGCUGACUGUACAGUACUGUCUAUUGCACAUCGAAUAAACACAAUAAUGGACUAUGAUAGAAUAUUGGUAAUGGACCAAGGCUGUAUAGCACAAUUUGAUACACCCAGUUCUUUGCUGACAGACAAACAUGGGGUAUUCUUUUCACUGGCAAAAGAAGCAGAGCUUGUACAUAGCAGCAAAUAAUUUGUUUUGAUAAAAACAGUAUCAUAGAUUGAGCCAAAAUUUGUA
Mytilus californianus (California mussel) is the source of this 2712-nucleotide messenger RNA. RefSeq names its product multidrug resistance-associated protein 1-like. Gene Ontology annotation, biological process: transmembrane transport. The record is from RefSeq and is a predicted model, not a curated record. Bases 1 to 2667 code for a protein of 888 amino acids. Gene Ontology annotation, cellular component: membrane. The transcript is spliced from 16 exons. NCBI's taxonomy places the organism in Eukaryota, Metazoa, Mollusca, Bivalvia, Mytilida, Mytilidae. Gene Ontology annotation, molecular function: ATP binding; ABC-type transporter activity; ATP hydrolysis activity.